UUCAUGGUGGGUGGAGGUUGUGGGCGUGUGACCAGAAGUUGAUACUCGAACUCGGCGAAUCGUGCAGCAGCUUCACUUGAAUGGCGUUUGCAGGGACGUUUGCUGCAGGGAGAAAAAGAUCGACGUGGUUUGGGCAUUAUUAUUAUUAUAAUUAGUAGUAGUAGUAGUAUUUUUUUGUUAAAAAUAUAAGUGCAUGGCGCUUUUUUUUUUUUAAUUUUUUUUUUAAGAAAUACAAAAGUUGUAAGCAAAUACGUGUUGCGUUUAAAACAGAAAGAAAAGUAAAGAAAGUUUGGGGCCCAAACUUUGCUGCUGCUGAUGUUGUUUUGAAGUGAGGAGCCACUGUUGAAGAAGACGACGACGAAGAGGCGCAAACAACUGCGGGAGGAAACUGGAGGACCCCGAGAAAACCCGUCAAACACCACACCGGAAGGCCUGACUGAGCCCAGAUUUGAACCUAGAACAUCACAACUGAUUGCUGAGUCAGCCUCAUGACUUCAUCGACAUCACGGGACGGUGCGAGCGAGGGCGUGACCGCAGGCCCGGGAAGCGCUCUGCAGCUGCCACUUGGCUUCUUUUUUGGCACCAGCUCACCCGGCCCCCCCCCCCCCCCCCACCCAUGGGCGCUCUUUUCUCCCGUCAUAAAAGGAAGGAACAAGCACUCCUGGACAUUUUAAGGGGCACUGCAGUUGGGUUGAGCAAGGAGAAGGCUGACAGGUGAACGGGAGCCUGGAGGAGAGCCCCCCCCCCCCCCCCCCCCACCACCCUCUUAUGGAGUGGACGUGACUGGAAGGCCGGGCGUGGGCGGACAUGUGACUCAGCAGGCAGCAGCAGGAACUAAAAGAAGGCGACGGCGGGAGGUACGGCCGCAGCAUCCACUCGCAAACGGGCGGCCAAAGACGACAGAGGACUAUCAUGUGAUCACCUGAUUCCUAUGGAUGGAGCAAUCCACGCUGCUCGACCGCCACCCUGACUCACACGCACUGACAUGACACUUUGUGUGUGCGUGUACACGCGCAAAUCAUGUUGCUAAACUGAUGAUGGGUUCCAAUCCAAGAGGAAACGCGAGCUGCACCACUAUGUUUACAUCCACAGGAAGCAAGCAGGUAAGUAUAGUUGUCAGUAUCCUUUUUUUUAAGCCUUUCCAGGUGUCAUAUAGUGCCUAUUACAAACCUCACUAUCUACUCCGUAACUCUAUUCGUAAGUGUCCAAAUCAUCCAUGCAAAGAAAAACAUGCAUCUCCAGAUGUUGUCAACUUUUAGUAUAGCCAACAAACAAAAAAGGGACUGUUCUUAGUUUUUGAAAUAUUUGUAAAAAGCGUGUACAGUAUCUCGCAAGUUUUUGUUUUAUCCCAAAGACAACAAAAAUUACUUUCCUUUUUUUUGGGGGGGGGGGGGGGGGGGGGAAUAUUUAUAAGUGCCAAAUCGUCCCAGUCCAACGAAAAACAUGCAUCUCCAAAUUGUGUAUUUUUUAAUAUCUAUAAUAAAUGCAAAAAAAUAUAUAUAUAUUUACAAGCUACCAAAUCACUUUCCAAAGAAAAUUCUGUAACUCCAAAAUUUGUAAUUUAUUUUUUUAUAUGAAAAACCACUGAAAAGAUGUUUUUCCAUAUAUAUAUUUUUUAAUUUUCACUUAAUGAAAGGCUCCUAUCAUCACUACUGUCCAUGAAAAGCAUUUACCUCCACAUUUUGCCAGUUUCUUUUUUUUUUUUUUUUUAUCCCCAAAACAUCAACAGUGAAAUGUCCUUCGUUAAGAUACCAAAUAAUUUUUACUUUGAAUCCAACAUACAACAAAAAUAAAUGUUUGUUUUUCAACACAAAAUAAAAAAAAAUGACAUGUUUUUCCAUUACACAGCCAUGAUUUGUUAGUUUGGAACAAAAUCAAAAUACAACAAUGUGUUUCUACUCCACCAAACCUUUCAGUAAAUAUUAAAACGUAUCAUCAAUAGCAUGUGGAAAACCGAGCCACAUUCUUUGGCCUCUACACACCACAGACCGGAUCACUGGUAAACGUAACCACACGUCUCCCACUCAGAUUCCCUAACACACUUGGCACUGGUUGUGACCGUAGCAGGUGUUUUGGUUUGGCUUGACUUUUCUUUCUGCUCUUUAUCCCUUCAGUCAACAACGCCACGCUUUGGCCCACAUCCACAUCGUCAUUCAUUCCUCACUCUUGCAGCAGUAGAGGGGAAAUGCUCUCCAGAAAACACCACCAGGACUCGAGAAAGGUGCGCCAACAUCCAUGCAGACUUGGGAAGUUUUCUCACGAAUAUAAUUAAUGAACGAAGAAGCCACAAAAAUUGGACAUACAUGCUUUACAUUGGACGGUGAUGUCAUAGCAAAUACCACCACAACAACAACAACAACAACCGACUGCCUGCCACAUGUAUCGUGUUGCACUGAAGUUUGCUUUUGCUUGACUAUUCAACUUCUGCCGCGGUAGCUCGCUUAAAUACAUGUUUUAAGAUGGACCCGUCGCAGUCUGUCUGAAACAUAUUAUUUACUGGCGUAGGAAAUCAGACUUUAUUUGGGUUGGCAGGAGGACGUCCUGUCUUGGCCUCACGCGUUUUGAAUGAAGCCUGGCCCGGAUGGGUUGUAUAAUACCAACAAGACCCGAAGUGGCACGAAAACGAGCCAGAGAGAGAUAUAUCCCAAGCUGGAUAGGAAAAGUAAGCCAAAGCCCACACAGCACGCUAAUGCCAGGACAGGAAACAGGCCAGACGCGACAAUCAAGAGACUUUUCCAGCUUUUCCUGUACACCAUCCCUUUGACCUGACUGCAAAUAUGUCACACCCAGGAGAGGAUUCAAUUGUCUCGUGAUGACUAGGUCAGAGGGGAGGGACGUCUUCAUCGUUUUCAUCUUCUUCCUCGUGUUCCUCUCGUUCUUCGCGAGCAACCGCACUGCAAGGAUCAAAACAUGGGGGACAGUCCACGGGACCCUCAGGACCACACAGAAGACGUGACACCAAACCAAAAAGAUAAAGAAGAAGACAAAAGCGUGCCGGACGCUAACAUGGCGGUAGCUCAGCUGCAGGGCCUGGUGGCGGAGCUGCGCGAGGGGCUCCGCGACUCCCUGGCGGAGCUGUGCGAGCUGCGCCAGGAGGACCGGCGGCUGGAGGAGAGCCUGCGGGCCCACCGGACCCACGCGGAUCAGAAGAUCACGGGCCUCAAGAACUCGCUCAACACGUUCAAGGAGGAGCUGAGCGCCGCGUUCUUCCACAUCCAGGACGUCUCCAACAGACAGCGGGAGCUGACCGAGCAGCUGGAACAGCAGCAGCCGGAGACCCCCGUCGGUGUCGCACACAGCAGGAAAAGCUCCAAGUCGGACGUGCUGAGCGCAUCUGAGGACGAGCGCGUCCGUGCGCCCGGCCAAUCGGAGCUCAGCAUCAUCCGGUGCUACUUUGCAGAGUCGCAGAGGAGCGUUAAGUCCGCGCAGAGUGAGCAACUGAAUGCAUCCACCUCUGAGCAGCAGAAGCAACAGAGAUGCUGUUGGUCCAGAAAUCCGGCGUGGGGGGGCGACAGGAACGGUAGCGAGGACACGGACGCGUCCGGCAACCUCAAGGACAACGGUCUGAGACAGAAGGCGGCCUUGGAGCUGCUGGAGUCGGAGAGGAUCUACGUGUCGCAUUUGUCUCUGCUGCUGAAGGCCAACAUCACCUUCAACGGCUCCGAGGCGCUCGCCGCAAAGGACAAACGUCCGUUUCCCAGCUCCCUGAGGUUCCUGAUCCAGCAGCACCUGGACCUGCUGCACACCCUGCAGGAGCGCGUCCUCAGGUGCCAGUGGCAAGGCAUCAUGGGAGAUAUCUUCAUGAGGCUCACCAGCAAAGAGAGCGACUUCCUGGACUUGUACGUGUCCUACCUGAAGGAGCUGCCCGACUGCCUGAACGUGGUCAGCAUGCUGGCCGCCGACGCCGUCACGUCUUCCGCCUUCCUGGAGAGUGACAUCGUGGGCGACGAAUCCAAACCCUCCCUGCCCACGCUGCUCCUCCAACCCGUGCAGAGGAUCCCCGAAUACCUGCAGCUGCUGCAGGGUUUGCUGAGGCAGACGGAGUCGUCGCACCCGGACUACUACCUGCUGCUGCUGUGCAUCCAGCAGUUCCGCUGCUUCUCCAGCCAGCAGCAGCACCUCCUGCAGCGCAACCAGGAGCUCCUGAUGCACAACCGCCAGGAGGUCAAGAGGUCGUCCACGAAGCAGCUUCUGCGGCCCGUGGAAGGCGGCCUUCAAGGUUCUCCGUACAUUCAUGGCAGCACCGUUUUGGAGCACACCAACCAGGCCAAACACAGCAAGCAGCGUCUCUUAGAGCAGAUCCAGUCCAGCCAUCGCUUCCACGAGUGGGAUCGCGAGCACGAGCCCGAAGCCAGCUCUUACCAACCCGACUGGCCGCCCCAGCUGCAGUACUACAGCCCCGACGUGGACUCGCGCAAACACAAACCCACAGGUCUGGGCAGCAUCCCUGAGAGCGACGCAUCCGAGCGCUCCGGCCAGCAUCCCCCGCUCUCCAGAACCUCGGAAUUCCGGCAAGUCCAGCCGGGCUCGGCUCUGGCCCACGCCUUGGAGGAGUUCCUUCUCACUCCCGACCCCCCCGGGAUGGAGAGUCUUUACGAGGAGGACCGGGGCUCCCCGCACGACGCGUCCGCGUUCGACCGCUACUCCUCGGCCUCGUCCGACUCGUCCAUCGACAUCGCCUUCGUCAAGUGCCCCAAAGCUCCCGCGACCCCGUCGCGCCACGUGCCGACCAGCCGGGAUAUCUUUGGGAACGGGUACAACAAACUUCCCAACCGAGGGUGCGCCUCCCCGGACGAGGCUGUGCUGAUGCGCCAGGCUCACCAGCGCCCCCUUCAGCCCGGUCAGCGCAAAAAAAGCAAGUCGCUGAACGGCCUGCAGAUGGACAGCGCGGUGACAGACGGCGGCCACGCCAAGCUUGAGCGCCAGGGCAGCAGGGGCAGCAGAGGGUGCGUCGCCCCGUCCCGCAAGAUCCACAGCUCGCCGGGGAGCAGGAAGGACGCCGAGAGGCCCGGCGACGACCUUCACGGGCUGCUCGGCAUGGACUCCGCCAUGCAGCCGUGGGGGGGUGAGGAGAACCACCACCACCACCACCACACGCCCUUCAGCGAGAGGAGCCGCAAGCAGGACAAGGGAGGCUUCAGGAGCUCCUUUAAGAAACUCUUCAAAAAGAAGGGCGGCGAUGACAAGAAGGAGAAGGCGGCUGAGAAAGGGCAAGAAAAUCAACAGGCGGACGUCAGAGGCACUGCAGUGUGAACAUAGAAAAGCAAACAUAAAGCACAAAGGUUAUACAUAAUACGUACGCUUUGAAAAAUCGCCACACCUGAAAAAACGAAACUGGUGAUAGCACUGGGUGGCUGUCAUUCCAGUGAACCCCCAAUAUUCGUUGGGAAUAGGCACAAUUUACAUCCUUCCUAAAAAUAUUUAGAAUUGCAUGUGGAUGUGACAAGAUGUCAAGAAAGCACUACUUUUCAUGAAAUGAAUGUAUUUAUUUUUUUAACGCUAAUCCUCAACUCACUUCCUAUUUCAGUGAAUAGGUGAUCUUUGCAGCAAAUAUCGGAGGAUAGGUUAAAAUAAUCUAUGAAUACCAAACCAGGAACAAACGGGGGCUCACUGUACCUUGACUGGGUGUGGCAUCUGUAAAGCUGACAUGCAGUGAAUGAUGCUUCAAUAUGCUUGAAAAUGUGCACGCGUAUCCUGGAGGCCCACAAAUGUCACAACUCAAUAGCGCUCCCUGAAAAAUUUGAAAAAAUUAGCCCCUGAUAACAAUUUCACCGUUUGACAUGAAAUUGGGUGGAUAUGUUGAUCAGGACAGGACACACAAAAAAGUGUCAAGGACACAAAGCCCAGGACUAAAAAGGACGACCGACACUUUCGGGCAAAUCCCAACAAGGGGAACUCGUCCAAAUCGGAAGCGGUUAUACUAUAGCGAUGGGCACAGCUAAAUAGCUAAGAUUUGUGCCUGCACCAUCUUAUGUGGCUUGGCGUCAAACUUUCAUCACUAUCAUUUGGAGGAUUCAACAAUGCACAAGCUUGAGCUUCAAUUUAGACAUAUUGUUAUUAUAUUGUAGACAUGCAUAAGUUUGUAUGUUUUUUGUGCUAUCUGUUUAAAGAUAUGAAAAGUUUGGACCGACUAUUGAAGGAUGUAGAAAUUAAGGGCAAUUUGAAAUUAGAGUUUGCUUUUCAAGUUACAAAUCGGCAGAUGUUAAGUGAGAAUUUGUUACAAAUAAAUGUGACAUGUAUUUCAUGACUAGGCUAUACGCAGUGAGUUAUUGUUUCAGUAUAAACUAAGCAACAAAAUGACCAGGUGAAACACGGAAGCGUCAUAUCCUUCUUACUUUUAAUGAGUUAACCGCUCAUCCUCAUAAAUCUUGUUACACUUCUCAAAACAAAAUAUAGGCAAUUGUACAGUAUGCAAAACAAACCAAAUUUUAUUUUACACUAUAUACACAUAACGUGCGCAUUGCAUCGUGAAAAACAAACAAAAACGUGUGUGACAAAAAUAAAAGCGACAGAACAGGAGAGAGUCAGAUUUUUAGUGUGUUUGUGUCAGUGUUCACAUGAAAUCUGCCGGCUGGUUAAAAUAAAAAAAACAAUUUAAAAAAAAAAAAAAGGGCUUUUUUUUUUUGGGGUAACAGGAGAUGAAUUCAAAA
Molecule: messenger RNA, 6650 nt
Organism: Phyllopteryx taeniolatus (common seadragon)
Lineage: Eukaryota; Metazoa; Chordata; Actinopteri; Syngnathiformes; Syngnathidae
Gene: arhgef33
Product: Rho guanine nucleotide exchange factor (GEF) 33
Exons: 27
Coding region: 2911-5253 (780 amino acids)
Molecular function (GO): guanyl-nucleotide exchange factor activity
Source: RefSeq, a predicted model, not a curated record